Aspergillus pseudonomiae is the source of this 1149-nucleotide messenger RNA. Its product is annotated as P1 family peptidase. The transcript has a single exon. Gene Ontology annotation, molecular function: aminopeptidase activity. Bases 1 to 1149 code for a protein of 382 amino acids. The record is from RefSeq and is a predicted model, not a curated record. Lineage: Eukaryota; Fungi; Ascomycota; Eurotiomycetes; Eurotiales; Aspergillaceae.
AUGCGUGUCCGGCUAUCCACCGAACGGAUGCGUAUCCGAGAACUUCUUCCUGACCUCGACUUGGGAGUGUACCCCCCGGGACCGCUGAAUUCCAUCACCGACGUGCAGGGGGUUCAGGUCCAUACCCAGGAGAUAUUCGAUGCCCAGGGCGCCAUCAACACUGGCGUGACCUGCAUCAUUCCUCGCCCCAGUUGGGCUACUAGUGCUUGUCACGCUGGGAUCUUCCGCUUUAACGGCUCGGGAGAACUCACGGGCGCGCACUCCAUAGAAGAGGCGGGCCUUCUCUAUUCGCCUAUUGUUCUCACGGGAACAUUUGGGAUUGGAGCUGCCCAUCAAGGCAUAUAUCAAUAUGCCGUCAAGAACCUGGGGAGUAACAAAAAUGCCCAGCUGGAGUGGCUGAUGUUGCCCGUGGUGGGCGAGACGUUCGACGGGUACUUACAUGACUGCACGUCAUUUUCUGUGACUCCUGGGCAUAUUGUGCAUGGCUUAGAGAAUGUAGUGGCUGGGAAAUCAGUUCGAGAGGGCAAUGUGGGUGGCGGCGUUGGCAUGGUAUGCCACGGGCUGAAAGGAGGCACUGGGUCCAGCAGUCGCCGGGUUCUCGGAGACUACACGGUCGCCGCGUUGGUCCAGGCCAACUAUGGGCAACUAAAGGAUCUCCGCAUUGCAGGGGUUCCGGUUGGGAGGAUACUAGCUGAAGAAGUUGCGAGUGACCCAAUAAGGCAGGGGAUGUAUGAGAAAGUCGCGGAGGCCAAAGCCCACAAGGAUGGCAGUAUAAUCGUUGUACUGGCGACAGAUGCGCCUCUUCAUCCCGCUCAGCUGCAACGCGUUGCGAAGCGGGCAACCGUUGGUCUUGCUCGCGUUGGUGGCCAGGGGCACAACCAAUCCGGGGACAUAUUCCUAGCUUUCUCUACGGGGAACGAGAUACCUGUCAACCAGCACCAGCAGCCCGCUCCAGUGACACGGGUGAUAGACGUGGUAGAUGAUUCCGCUCUCAAUAGCUUGUUCGAAGCGACAGCCGAUGCGGUUGAAGAGGCAAUCUACAACGCACUCUGUAUGGCGGAAACCCUUACGGGGUUCCUAGGUCAUACAGUCGAGGCACUGCCUCUUGUCCGCGUCAAGGAGAUCAUGAAACAAUAUCACAGGGCGUAG